GAGUGUGUAGCGAUAGACGAAGGAAGGUAGGAGACAAGAUAAGCAAAAAAAGUCAGUCAUUAUGUUGACUGUUUUAGAAAUAUAGUGAAACAGAACAGAAACGUUGACGAUAGUUAUUUGUAAAUUGAGAAAGAUAAGAUAUUAAUUCGUAAAGUUAGGUAGAGAGAGAGAGAGAGAGUGUUUGGUAGUUUGGAGAUAGAGUGAGAGGAGCGUUAAAAAGAAAGAGAGAGAGUGUUUAGUACAGAAGUGGGCUAAAAAAAUAUUGUGGAGAGAGUGAAAUAAACUACUUAGUAAUUAGAGUUUGAGUAAGAGGGGUGUUAAUCAGAGAGAGAAAAUUGCUUUGUAAUUAAGAGUUGUGUUAAAGAAGAGAGAGGGGGAGAGAACUGCACACACACAUAUACACACACGCGCGCACAGAGAUAGUGUGAGAGAAAAAAGUGGUGUGAAAAAAGGAAUAGCGAAGGUAGUGGUAUUUAAAGGAAGACAGAAAGAAAGAAGUAAGAGAGGAAGUUGACGAAUAACAACCAACAGCAGCAGCAAUAAUAAUAAGGCAUGUGAAAUGAAAGAGGAGAGAGAGGGUUAUAGAAGAAGAAGAAGAAAGAAUAAUUAGAGAAGAAACGAGAGCGAGAAGGAGUGAUGCUGCCAGAUGAACAACUGUUUUGGCUUUAGAGACAAAUGAGAACAAGUUAAACAAACUCUUUGAGUUAAUUUAUUGUUGUUCUUCCCCAUCUGGUUGACAUUACAGUUCAACUUCACUCACAUCUGAUGAUAAUGAGUUUAAUUAAUUCAUCAGAAGAAUUGUUUACUUCUGAAACUUAAUAUUUAAUCAACUUGAUAUUAGUUAUAAUUACAGUAAUUAACAUUUUUAUUAUUCUCUGAGUAAUUUUUUUUUAUUUAGAAAUCUAACUUUUAUUGCCAACUGUCUGUUUUCUUUAUAUCUUUCUCCCGUUUGUGUUGUAAUUAAUUGUGCUGUGACUUUGGGAGAUUUAAAAAAAAAGAUAAGGAAAACUGGACACUCUUUAACUUAUUACCAUGUCGCCCGACAACAGCAUACAAGCUUCCAAACCUGUGGUAAAAGAGACAAAAACCAUGAUGAUACAUACAGUAUCUUUACAAGAAAGAUUUGCCGACUAUAUUUCACAAGAACGAAUGACAAAUGGCUGGGAAAAGAUGGAAACUUCCAAUCGCAUCCCCUACUAUCUCAGUUGUAUGACAGAGCGUACAUCCUGGGACCAUCCACUUUAUUCCAAAAUCAUGGAAGAAUUAAGUGAGUUUAAUAAUAUUCGAUUUGCUGCCUACCGAACUGCAAUGAAGUUACGAUACCUGCAGCAGAAACUGAAUUUGGACUUGGUGCCUAUCGACAAAGUUCGCAGUGUCUUCAAACAGCAUGGAUGUCCACAAGGUGAAGACCCCUUACUGAACUGCCAUGACCUCAAUGAAAUUCUACGAGACCUUUUUGCUGACUGCCAACAUCCAAGAUUAGACAAAACCACAAAUAUACGCUCAUCCGAUCUCAUUCAGAAUUUCAUAUUAAAUUUAUACGACAGACAAAGAAGAGGUGUAGUCCAUGCUCUGUCUGUGAAAACUGCUCUUGCAGCGAUGUGUGGUGGACAGCUUGGCGAGAAGUACAAAUAUUUUUAUGAAGAAAUCAGUGAUCCGAGCACCUUUAUUGACUGCAGUGUGCUGUCCAGUUUUCUUGUGGCUCUCAUGCGGAUUCCUGAUUUAAUUCAUGAAGGAAUGGCAUAUGGCGGUUUAAACUCAACUCCUGCUUUAGAAAGUUGUCUUCAAAUGAGUGAUUGUAAAUAUGGUAUUUCUGAAGACAUGUUCUAUGCCUGGCUUUACAAAGAACCCCAAACAUUGGUCUGGUUACCAACCCUUCACAGAAUUGUCACUACAGAAUCUGUUAAACAUGAAGUCAAAUGUAGCAUCUGCAAAGAUUUCCCAAUCAUUGGAUUCCGCUAUCGGUGCCUUAAGUGUUUCAAAUUCGACAUAUGCCAACAAUGUUUCUUCAACGGUAAAACUAAAGGCAAACACAAACUCAAGCAUCCUCUGAAGGAAUUUUGUGCUGUUGCCAGCACCAAACAAGAUAUGAAAGCAUUCCUAAUUACUGUGAGAAACAACUUGAGUAAAAAACACAGGUACAAACGUCGAGUAAAAUACCUACCUGUAGAUAAUUGCAACAGCAGUAUUGGAGGUGGCAGCGACACAAUGUCGACUGCAUCAACUCGGAGGUCUACAAUGUACGAAGAACAGGUUUCUCGGCUUACCACAAGUCAUGCAUCUGAUAGUGCUUCCAGUGCUCCAGCUAGGCUUUGUGAAAUGGAACAUCCAACCAGAGCAAAGCAAACAUGUUCAAAAUCUUUACAAACUGAUAAUCUGAUGGUAUCAGUCAGUGUCCACAACAAGGAAAACCGUACACCAUCUCCAACAGAAACGGUAGCUUUGCAACAAGUACAGGAACUCCAGAAGAUUAUUCGAGAUUUGGAGUCUGAAAAUCGAAAUCUCUAUCGGCAGUUGGCUGAAAUUCGAGACAAUGGAACAGACAGCUGCAGUAGCUUGUCAUAUGGAGAUGACAUUGAAAUGGAGAAAGAAUUGGUCGAAGCGAAAAAGGAAGUUGUGGACGACCAUAAUCUGAGGCUGAAUAAGCAGCUGAAUCGAGUUCACGUCAUGCUGAAGAAUAAUGCAGCAACUGAAAAAUACCAAAAUCCAGUGGUAACAAAUGGAACUAACCACAAUAAUUCACCUUUAAAAAAUGGUUACCACUUAAAGAAUGGUUAUAAUUUUCCUAAUGGAUUCCAUAUUCCACAGAAUGGUUUUAAACCACAAACAAUUCCUCCAUUUACAAAUGGUUACAAGUCAUAUAAUGGCCUGCAAACCCAAAAUGGUUAUAAACUACCAAAUGGUUUCCUUCACCAAACUAAUCCUCAAAAUGGAUUUCCAAUUCAGAAUGGUUUCCAAACCUCCAAUAAUUACCAGUUCCAUAAUGACCAUUCUUCACAAGGUGGCUUCAGUUUACAGAAUGGGUCAGAGCUUCCUGCACUUCUUAAAGAACCACCACCUUAUUCUAAUAUGACCAGCGUACCUGAAAUAGACAUUAAUUUUGACCAAUCCACUCUUGACUCGACUCAUAAGUUUGAUGUUUCUUCACCAUGUUCUUCAAUUAUUUCUCCAAGUGAGGCAGAAGAGGAAAUGGACAAAUUGGUGAAAAAAUUGAGAGCAUUUCCACAGAAUCAUUCUUACUCAGCUUGUUCAAUGUCAGAAUUUACAAGAACAAAUGAAGACCUGUUUCAAACAGUUGAUGGAGUAAACACAGCCAUGACCAAUUUAAUCAACCGUGUUGCACCACCCCAGGCAGCAAUAUAAAAAGAAAACUUCCAUCGUGAGAUGCAGGAUAAAGCAGUCGGAGAAUGGAGGAGAGGAAAUCAUCGAAGCUGUUGGAAUUUCUUUUAAUACUUUGUUUUCUAAAUGGAUUUCUUUAUGAUUGAAUCAGUUCCAAUUAUUCUGUGUUGUCUGCUAUGUUCUCAUUAUUGUAAAGAGGGUGGCAAGCUGGCAAAAUCGUUUGCACAUCAGACAAAAUUCUUUGUGGCAUUUUAAAUCCCACUGAGGCCAACUUUGCUUGUCAUCCUUUCAGAUUCUAUGAAAAAGGUACAAAAAAAGUACCAGUUAAGUACUGGGCUUGGUGUACUUGACUUGCCCCUCCCCUCAAAAAUUACUAGCCUUGUGCCAGUUGAUAAGUGCAUCUUAUAAUUAUUGUACAUUCAAGUUUUUAUUAAACACCAAUUGUACACCCAAAAGAAAAAGAUUAUUUAACAAACAGCCCUGAAACCCUUAAUUCAGGUAAAUCAGUGGAUAACAGCUGUUCACAUAUUUUUAAAAACAUAAAUUGUAGCCUAAAAGUUUCAUUUCAACACAAAAUCUCUCUUUUCCAAUCUAACCUUGAUUUGCUCAGUGAAUUCUAUUCAUAAAAUGGUUUUUUGUUGUUUUUUAUCUGGUUAGACAAUCAACCAAUCAGUUUAGAUUAUUUGUUGUUGAUGUGGUCACAUGACUAGUUAAAGCCCUUCCUUUGGCAUCUCUAUGAAAGAGAUUUGUCUCCAUUGUCAGAUUUCAGUAAGCAAGAAUGAGCAUUGAAGAAGUCUCUCUUUUUGACACAUCUUAGACACAUGAACAUUUUGUAAAUUCACACCAAAAUCUCAACAGUUUCAUUCUUUCAAUUGUAAGCAUUUCAUUACAAUAUUGUUUUAUGUUUUUGCAUCUUUCAGACACAUUUUAAGAACCAUUUUGUACAAGAUUUUCUGAAAGGAAUCUUUUCGCAUAUGUUUGGAUUAACAGGUCAAUCAUUUAUAUGUUCAUCAGCAGAUUAGAUAUUGGUAGAUUAGAGAUGGUCCAAGUCAAUGGAUUACCAAAUAAUUGGGAGGUUGACAGUUUAUAUUCUUUCAGGAUUAAGAGAGAGAGAUUUAACUCUCAGACAGCAAAGUCCACCUGGCCAUGAAUAGGUAUCACAAUUAAUAACAAGUUCUAAAGAGCCCUGUCAAAUGAACAGGUGCUCCUUUUUAGCUUCAACAGCGUUGAGGUAAAUCCUGCUGUGAGUCCAGCCAAACAAGGGGGCUGUCUUCAUAACUAAAUAGGUUACAGGACUUUCCAUUUUUGUAGACUAAUGUCAAGGCUGGUUAAAUUAAUGUCUCAGUAGAGAUAGUAGUUAGAAGUUUAAUAAUUCGUGACCAGUACAGGUGGCCUACACCAUCUGUAAACAAUUACAAGGAACUUCAGUUACUACUAAAAACAAAAUGUGGGAGCACUGUAUAUUUCAUGAGUGUUUCAUUUGCUUUCAAUUGUUAGUUCUUAUCUCCUCUUGUUUAUAACUUAGAAAGGUCUGAGUUCUGUAAAACUAAUGGCCCCCUUGAAUACAGGAUGAUGACAUCUUCCCUGGCAUCCAAUCAACCAAUAAGACUUGACCACAAGAUCUAUAAUCAAUAUCUAUAUUUUCUGAUGGGAUGUUUGUACUGUCAAAUCAAACCCUUUUGUUGGCCCUUUUUCCUUUUCUUUUCUAUUUCCAGAAUCCACCGGGUUUGUUUUCGUCAAGUAGUCUGGUUAGGUUUUAACUUCCAAAUUUAUAUUUGAAAAGUCAUCAAUGAAAAUGCCUCUGUAUUCAAAUACCAUUCCAGUCUAUUUGUUUACGUGUGAGGCCCAAUAAAGCAGGCUACAACCAUUUCUUCUUAUUUGUGGCUGAAAGACAAAAAGUUAUUUUCAGAUUCACUUCAAAAGUGAACAAAGGAAGAUUUCCUUAUUUUAAUUUCCUUUGUUGUUUUGACUCCAGUCAACUCUGAUUGGACUCUCAUGAAAGCCAUUCCACUUACAUCCAUCUCAUCCUUCUCUCAGGUUUUGCACAUCUACAUUAUCUCUGUCACUUUCUUUUUCAAGAUUUUAGCAUAUAUUUUGCGAGAAAGUUGGCUAUUAUUUUUAGUAGGUUGAAAUGGCUGUUAGUUUGACUUGAUUUCAUUCUACAGAGUCUAACAAAGAAACUUGAUGGUUUUUAAAUAAAUGUACAGAGCUUGUUUAUAAACCGUUUAAGACAGAGCUUUUAUUUCGUUUUGAAAAUGUCAUUCAAAUGCUUUCCUUUGUUUCGCACACAUGCUUCUAGCCUGACCUGGAACUUUUGCAUUUUGCAUCAAGCCAUGUUCUUUGGAAAUGGCAGCUUUCAGUUCCAUCAAGUGUGAACAGUUUGUUGAUGGACAUCGUCUUGUAGGAAUAGCUGCAAAUAAUCCCAAACCAAAAGAUUAGGCAGUUGAGCCAGCCAUGGCACCUCAUUGCACUGACAACAUUCCUGUAAUAAUGUACAUGGAAGCUUUGUGUGGGUGGUCACUGACUUACCUGCCCACCCUUCUCUCAGUAUGUUGUGUAUUAAUGCCAAGUCUGUUCAGUUCUAGAAGGAAGACACCUAACAUGGAAUUACCACAUGGAAGUUUACUAUGCAACACCACACACUUCAUAUUAACAAUUAAGGAAUUCUCACAAAACUGUGGAUUGUUGUCUGACUUGGCACAAGUUUUGCCAAUUUCUAUAACUAGACACAGAAAUGCACUUUGUCAACGCUUGCCAUCUAUUGUCUGCUUUUUCUGGUUUUCCCAAUCUUACUAUUUUAUUUCUUGCAACAGACAUAUUCUUAUCAGGACAAACAUUUUAAUGAAUGUGCAAUAAAUUUCACACAACAUUCUGAAAGACUUAACAAUGCCAUGCUUUGAUGCAGAACUAUAACGACUUAUUCAUUACGGCCCAUUUAAUGGCCUUGCUAUUCCUUAGGGUCAGGCAAUGCUCAAUUGGUCAACCUAAACUUUUCUCCUCAUAAUGACAUCAAAUUUCAACUGACCAUUUUUCCAUGAGAUCCUACAUCAAAAAUACAAACAGAAUUUUCGCUGUGUUUAAGUAACCAAGUUACCACAUAAUAAAAAUUUAAAAACCCGUCAUCACAAAAUCACAAUGGUGCACAUUCCACUGCAUCACAGCUACUGAAAUAUCAUCCUGCCUUUGUGUUGCUCAGCAUCAUCAACUAUGUGACCACCCCGUCCUCUUAAAAACCUUCAUCUUUCCAUGCCAGACUCUCUACAAAUGUGUCUAAGGUUAAUCUAUUCACAAAUAUUCUAAUAAAUGGUUAAAUGCGUCCCAGUUGUUACCACUGAUUUACAAACUCCAAAGUAAGCAGGGUUUAGUUUCAAUCCUUGGUGAUUACAAUAAAUAGUCCAGGGGUGUUUGAAAUUCAUGUUAUUUAGCCCUUGGUCAGCAAUGGUUAAAUAAACCUAUGAUCAAUGGUGUUUCAGCUAUGACCAUCCUGCCUUUUAUGCAAAUAGUAUAUCCAGGACUUCAUUAUUAUCUAAUUUUUAAUGACAGUAAGUAGUGAUUUGAGGGAAGCCUGGCUGCUAUUUCUAGCAGGCCAAGCAACCCAGGUGGGGACUCCUGUUAAAAAUGGUUGUGAAUGUCAAAUGUUUUGUUGUUGUUUUUUUUUUUUGGCCCCUUUUGUGAUUUUUUGUAAAACAUUACUUUGUUGAACUGGUUUGCUCUUAACUGUGAGUAUUUUUAUUUUAUUCAAUUUAUUUGUGAAAUAAGUGAGAGUAUCAUAACAUUCGUUUGAUAUUAUUGUGUGGUGUCCAGGCAAUUGCCACAGUCCACUGGAUUCUGCACUAAUUAAAAACAUUAGCCAUCAGGAAGAUCUUCAGCUUGCUCACCCUGUGUUGGCAUCAUCAUCAUCACAGUGCCGCUCAAAACAAUUUAGAAUGGACAAACUUCAUUUCCGUCAAUUAUCUUUCGAACAGAAGCCAUUAAACUUGAACCACCAAAGACACCGUAACCACAUUUUCAAUUCUAAUCUGUGAUGGUUAAAACAUUUCACAUCCAAAUAUCUCAUUGACUUAAACACCCAGUAAGUCUAUGAUGCUCCCACUUAUUUCCACCACAAAUAACUGCUUUUUAUGUCGUGUUUAAAAUUUGUUGCUGCCAUGUUUAAACCUGUUAAUCAUUGUUUUUCUCACUUUUAUUCAGCUCCCUAAUUAACAAUUAUUAAUGAAUGCCUAACUUUACCUUCCAUAUUACUAAUUACUUCAGAAAAUACCAAAUUUCACAGUUCCGGUGAGAGAACUAAAAAUCGCACUUCUUGUAUCUUCUCCAUUAUAAUUCAUGUUUCUUAAGAUCUAAUUUGUUGCUCGUUAACUCUUGCCAUAAGUUUUAACAUUGCUGAUAUCUCACCUUAGUUUUAUAUUUUACCUGAUAUUUCAACAGCCGACAUGGUUUACCAUAUCCAAACUUUGCAGUUUAUUGAAAUGUGGGGCCAAUUGAGAAAGUAUUGAUACAUUUUUAUAACUUUUUAUUACUUGAGACUAACCUAAAUCACUAAAACUCAUUAACUAUAUUUCCUGAGUAAACUGGGUUUUUUUUAAACUCCUCAUCAAAAACAGGAGAAUCGCUCUGACUAUUUUUCUGCAAAAGAAAAAAAAAAUAUUGUUUGCUCUGAAAUUUAAUUUUUAAAUCUUUAUUUAUUGUUUCUUCUGUUAUAUUAAUUUAUUCACUAAUGACUUGGAAAAAUUAACAUAAUUUUCUUUUAUGUAGAUUUAGAAAUUACUUUAGAACCAAGUCCUUCUCUCUCACUGUUUUCCUUUGUCAGCCAAGUACUGCCUUAGAAUUUGCCAUUGUUCACACAGUGCCUAUAUAUGUUGAUAGAAAUUUGUUGGCCUUCAUUUUACACACACAGUCGAUAGCUGUUGACAAACAUUAAAAUUUGACUUUGUCAUGCAAUUUCUGUAAACCAGAGAAUUUUUUUAAACAGGAAAAUAGCUUUUAUCUUUGCCUGACUUCAAGUUCAGAACGAAGACUGAUUGAUGAGAGGAAAUCACUAACAAAGGGACCAAUUCUCAUUUAAUAUCUUCUAUCAUUGUGCCUUUUUCUCUCUUUUUUUUUUUUUUUAAUAUUUUAAAAUAUUACCAUGACAUGAAAAGGUCCAAAUUCCGUUUCCCUUUGCUGCUUGCAAUGGAACCUAUGACUAUUUAUUGCUGCUUUUUAUUAACCAAGAAUGAGUUUGUAUCAAUUUAUAUUAUUUUGCCCUCAUUAUUUCUUUUUAAACUAAUAACAACACAACUUGGCUUUUUAGCCAUAUAACUAACCAAGAGGCCAGCAAUUCGUGUUGUCUCUGAUAUUGCAUUGUAUCUGGACCAAUCUGUUGUAGAGAGAUGUAAAUAGGUAGGAGCACUGUAUAAUUGACAAGUGUUUCAAUAGCUUUUUAGCUAAGUUCAACUCUAAUAGUUUGGGUCCCAUUGGUCUAGAAAUCAGUGAAACUGAUCACUCCUAGAUGGAUACUUCUGGUCAUCUGUCCAUUUUCUCUGCCCACUUUUUCCUGGGAGAGCGAUGGUGGUAGAGUCCUCAGGUGCCUCCUCCCGUCGUUAAACUUUCCGGUUGAUUCCCAAGCAUAACCGAGAUUAUGGAUAUUAUCCAGCCAUCUCAUUCUUGGUCGACCCCUAAGUCUCCUCCUCCCAGUUGGCUUGGCUUCAAGAAUCCACCAUGUGAUUCUUUCCUCAGACAUUCUAACCACACAUGCCCACUGUACCAGAAGUUGUCACCUUCUCAACCUUGAAAAGUUGACUGAAUGUGAUUUGCUUCUCUUUAACCAUAGAUGUCUCCUAGAAUCAGUUUUGCAUUCUUUAUUAUCAUUAAUCUGUCAUUUUUGUCAUAUUCUGAUUAAGAAAAUAAGUUUUCACUGAAAUAAUUUGACUUCUAAAAGAACAAGAUGAACAUUUUUUUUAUUGGCAUAAUUAAUGUUCUUCUGAUUAACAAAACAGUUAAUCCCUGUUUCUUGAGGUUAAUGAAGUCAGUGUUGUCUCUCCUCCUUAAAUUAGUUCCCUGUAUCCAUUCCUACAACACACAAGCCGAAUGUCCCUCUACAGCUCCCUUACUUAACCAAAUAAACCGAACCCCCCCCCCCUCCACUGUAAUUCUCUGUAUCCAUUCAUAAUUAAGAUUCCCAAACUCAGGUGAUUCAAAGUCAACCUACGCUUUGCAGUGGAUUUCCCCAAGUGAGGUGACCAGGCUGGUUUUGAAUCACUUUUGUUUUCUAAGUCGAAUUAGAAACCAAACUAAUUGCCGUUGCAUUUAGCUUUCUGAAAGGUGAAAUUUUCGAAAGUUUAACAUUUGUUUUUUUCUUUUUUAUUAACCAUUUAAAAAAAAAACUUUAAUAAUAAUUCUCUCUUUUAAAGUGAAAAUUAAUCAGGUAUUUCAGAUAACUGUAGAUUAAAAAUAGCAAUGGCAUUAGAACGAAACUGUAAAAUCCACUUGGGAGGAAGUUUCUUUUAGUGGCAGACGAAAGUAAGAAAAUUUUCAUUGCUGGGAUAGAGUUGUUAGGGGUUCAAAUAGCACUCCCAUCAUUUCAGUGUUGGUAAACAUAAGCAGCAUUAUAUGGGAGGAGGGGUUGAUUGCUCAAGGCGGAAGUAAAGGUAUUGAGUACAUUCUGUCCCCAGCCAUUGUGUGUGUGUGAUGUAUAUGAUGUUAGCACGAGUCCAGUGGUCUGUCUUUACAGAUGAUUGGAUGCUAUUCUACGGACAAAAACUUUCCCAAACCCCAUUGACAACAUGUUUUGGGAACAGUUAUAGAUUUAGGGGUUGGCUAAGCUAAAUUGAUUUGCUUUACUCAGCUGUUUUAAAAGAAUGGAGUUUAGAAUUGUGGCAGGUCUGGGUAGGAAUUACAUGAAGGGGACGAUAUAGAGACAAAAAUGAAGAGAAUUUAGUUUUAAUAUAAAGUAACUAAUCUUUGUCAUUAACUUGAAACACAAACAGUAAUUAUAGAAUUUUUGGGGGCCAUGGUUAAAUUCUGAACAUAAUACAAAAGUUAUUGGAUGGAGAGGAGGAAAUGUGUGGAUUUUUCAUUUUAAUACAAGUGGCUUUAUUUGAGAAUUACACAAAGAUUAUGGGUCACCAUUGGUUGGAUUUCAUAUGCAACCAAUGACAACUGAAAAACUGGGAUGCGUUCUGUUACUUGUCCAGAUACACUAUUUGGCCAUGUUGCUCAUCACUGGGGAUCUGGUUUGUGUUGGUCAACCACAUGCUCAUGGCAGGUGAGGGAACUGGAGAUGGGACUCUGGUUGAUGGGUCACUUGGGUGGACCCAGGAAUAAACCAACAAAUGAUGAAUGGCAACAGUGCAUGUCAUGACUUGAGUGAAAGUUUCAGACUUUAAUAACAAUAAUUUCUUGUACAGUUUGUAAAAUAUUUUGGAUGGGUCUGAUUAAUUUUCUAUAAAAAAUGUAGAAGAGGAAACUGCAUGUGUGUGAUAACAAGCUUUAAUCUUCUUUAAUACAAAGCAGGUCUUGUUUGAUUUGAUGUGGUAUUUAAAUUAGCCAACAGAAACAGUGAAAUAAUCUCAUAUUUAAUUUUUAAUCCAACUGACCUGAACGUUGCAUUUUUUUGGUAACUCCAAGAAUCAGAGCUGAAGCUUCAAACUGUCUUCAUUCAUUUAUCUGGUGCUAUAUCAUCAUCAUCAUUUCAUGUAUCAAGUUUUUCCAUGCAGGCAUGGAUUAAACAGGCUGGGUGAUCUUUUUUUAUCACCAAUCACUUCGCAGUGUAGGCUGGGUGUAUUAUUUUAUUGACUCAACAGCAGUAUUAGACUAGUGAGUUUCGUUCUACCCAGGACUAGAGUCUCUCCCCCCUCCUCUAUCAUGUGUGAGUAUUUAUUCAGAGUUACUACUUCAAGCUCCCUUCACAUCUGCAAGCAAUUAGAAUUGCAUCCUUCUCGCUAACCGUUGGGUUUGUUCAGAGAGCACAACUUUGUAGAUGUGUCACUUCACUACAUCUGAUAACAUAUGUUUCUCUGUAAUGUAAAGGAAGGAAGGAGUUUUGCUAGCAAGGGAGAGUUCACAGUGUCAGUCUAAGAAUGCUGAGAUUAAUGUUUGUUUCCAACAACGUAGAGGGUGGGUGCUUAGUUACCAAGGGGGGCCCACAAUAGUUGUGUUAAGGUGGAUGGGCAUUAAAGACUCUAUGGCUUUUGACAACCUAAUUUAUCAUAUUGGAGAGAAAGUAGGCGGGCAGAAAUACCAACCAGACGCUGUACAUAAAUUUCAAUCAUUUUUAUAUCAUAAACAUUGAUGUUUGUGUCAUCUCUUGUGAAUAUAGUUCGCUAAAGGAGAAGAUGUUUUUAUAAAUCUCUAAUUUUGUGCAGCAAAAUAUAAAGCAAGUUUUUAUAGAUGUGAGCGUGACAGGAAUUCUCACAAAUGAUUAACAGAUAAACCUGGGCAGUAAAAAUGGCAUGAGCCGACUGCUUCGAGAGUUUGGUUCUCAUAGCUCAUCGCUGUGGCCCAAAACAUUUCUUACGGAUUCACCUCAUUUAGCUUUAAAUAAGAAAUACAAACACUGAAGAAUUGGUGAGGGUUUCCUUAUCUUGCAUGUUUAACUAUAUCCAAUGAUACUGAGUUCAAAUCCCACCAAGGGUUGUCUUUAUCUUACAUCCUUAUAACACUCAGUCAAAUACCAGGACUGUUUCUCUCUUGGAAUCCAUUUAAUUGAAGGCAUCAAAAAUGGAAUAUUCACUGUGAACUCACUCAAAUUGGCCAAAAAGCAAUCAGCAAAAACUCACCUUGUGCAUCUUUUUGGGGAAGUCACUUGGCUAUAAAUAAAGUCUAUAAAAUAAUUGAGGAAUCAUCUAGGCUUACUACCAUUAUUUAAAUAAGCACCAUUUACAGAUACAAUCAGUGGAUUCUUACUUUCUUUGAGGAUCUUUAAAUAAGAAGAAAUAUUGAUGAUAAUUAUUUCAUGAAAGUAUUUGAAAAAAAAAAAAGGUAACUUGUUAGAAAUGGAAAUGGUUUUUAGUUUAAUCUGUUUUGAUUCUUGAAGAAAGUGUGUGAAAAUUAAGCAGAUAUGUGCAUUUUUAGCAAAUUUAACGUGUAUAUAACUUUGUUUUUGUUUUGUUUUUAUUUCUUACUCCUCUCUUUCAUAUUACUGCUGCUUAUUUUAUCAAUCCCAAUGGAAUGCUAAGUCAACAAGAUUUAAAAUUGAGGAAUUUACUGCACUAACACUUAGCUAGCCACAACCAUUCUCUGUAGACAAUUAUUUAUUUGGAUGCGUAUGUUUUUGUUUCAAUUCUGAUGAUUUAAUUAAAAAGGGUAAAUAAUGGCAUUCAAACAAUGUCAUAGAUACUACAUUUUUCCAACAGAGAAAUAAUAUCCCCCCCUUCUACACACCAUAUAUAUAUACACACACACACACACACACACUUGUAUAUAUUUGACUUUCUUUUGUAUAUUUAACAUUUGUAUAUAGAUGACUACAAAUCCGUUUGAUUAUAUUGCUUUUUUUAAAACAAUUUGUUAUAAAAAAAUAUUUUAAAAUGUUUUUUAUGUUAAUCUGAUAUUAUGUAGUUUUUUUUUCUUUGCCCUGUUAAUUGCAUUUUAUGGCUUCAUUAAACAUUUUGUUCUAUCAAAUGUAUCCAUGGUACCAUUAGCCAGCUCAAAGCUGUUUUUGUAUUUGUAGCCAUUUUACUAUUGAUAGCUUCUUAAAAAUCUUCAUCGUGCUUUUAUUGCCAUUAUUAGAGCAGAAAGAUGGUAGAAAUUGGAGAAAAGUCAGCUUAAAUACCUUUGAGGUGUUUAGUUUUAUCUCUCUAUAUUUUAUCUUCAAUUCCUACAAAAGGCGACUUUACUGUUCGUCCUGGUGGCUGUUGAUUUAAGUUCCAAUAAAUAAAAAUCAAUUAAAUCAACAACACCCGCCUCUGCCUAUGUUAAAUAUCAUCAUUAUUAUUUUCUGAAUAAAAACUAUUUCUCUAUAACAUUGACAA
Molecule: messenger RNA, 13292 nt
Organism: Octopus sinensis (East Asian common octopus)
Lineage: Eukaryota; Metazoa; Mollusca; Cephalopoda; Octopoda; Octopodidae
Product: dystrophin-like
Exons: 18
Coding region: 1033-3363 (776 amino acids)
Biological process (GO): synaptic signaling
Cellular component (GO): plasma membrane
Molecular function (GO): zinc ion binding; protein binding
Source: RefSeq, a predicted model, not a curated record